Molecule: messenger RNA, 2017 nt
Organism: Rhododendron vialii
Lineage: Eukaryota; Viridiplantae; Streptophyta; Magnoliopsida; Ericales; Ericaceae
Product: F-box/LRR-repeat protein At3g59200-like
Exons: 2
Coding region: 955-1962 (335 amino acids)
Molecular function (GO): protein binding
Source: RefSeq, a predicted model, not a curated record
CCUGGGGUGCAGUGAACCUUCUGCACUUCAAACCCACUUAGGCAAUGAUGCAGUCCACCAUGAUAGGCCAAGGGUAUUUUGGUAGUUUCGUUACUCUGGUCAUGACCUCUAGGGGUAACCCAUGGGCCAAGGGCCGCUAUAGGAUUUUAUCUCAGCGGUGACAAAACUGUGUACUAAAUUUUUUACAUACCAAACACUAUACAAGAUAAUGAUAUUUACUUAGCUCGAAAACUAAUUAGGCCUAAUUUAUUUAAUUAUGUUGAGCUAUAUGAUGUAUCUACUCACAAAUUUGAGUAAAUUUUCAUUUUCUCUGAUUUGUUGAGCUAUAUGAUUUAUUUACUCACAAAUUUCGGUAAAUUUUUGUUUUUCUGGCUUUGCACGACUAAUUUAGUGCUGACAGUACAACAAUAGAACCCAUGUUGUUCCCAACCAUUUAGUGCCGACAGUAUGGAAGAAAUAUCAAAUUAUAUGCAAAAAAAAAUACAAAAUUUUAGUACAUUUUUCCGAAUCCAAGGGGUUUGCUUGACCCCCCUGAAACCUUAGUGGAGCCCCCUCUGCCAUGGGAACGUACAUUUACAUAAACGAACCACAUAUACACCCUAGUAGUUAUUUACGAAGUUCAUUUGUCAUAUGGCAUAUUCAUUCUUCCUUGACUUCUAUGGAAUGGGAAUAGUCUUAUGUGUUCAACACAUGUUGUGAAGGAUCUAAACUGAUGAAACUUCCGUAUUAUGAAUGACGAAUGAGAAUAUUAAAAUUUUGAUUGCUUUACGCUUACUGGAUUUAGGGCCUCAUUGGUUUGACGUCUAGACUCUUCUUCUUCCCUAUUAGAUUCACGAGCACUGUUCACGGCUCCAAAACAGCCCCCUAGUCUUUACUUUCCCAGCACUCCAGUUGUUCAUUUAUGUCCUACAUUAGACGAGGCAAAGGGCUUUUGGGGCUUGAUUUAAGUGGCUAAUGGUUUAUUUAUUUCAAUUAAGGGCAGAUAACCAGAGAGAAAUCAUGGGUUCAAUCUUGAAAAGGCAGAAGCUUUCAGAGGGGCAGUAUGAUGAUAGGAUCAGCAAAUUACCCAACAGUCUUAUUGCUCAAAUCCUAUCCCGUCUUCCCACAAAAUACGCAGUUGCAACUAGUGUCCUAUCGACAAGAUGGAAACAAUUAUGGACUUCAAUCACCAGUUUCGAUAUUGAUGAUAGGUUAUUGUUAUGUCCUCAUAACAAAAGCUCCGAUCCGUCGCUGCAGAGGAGUUUUACGAGUUUUGUGGGUCGAGUAUUGUUGCAUCAUGUUUCAUGCGUACAGAGGUUUAGUCUCAAAUGCUGUCAAAGUUAUGAUCCUUUACUUGUUAAUGGAUGGAUUGCUGAUACAUUAUUGCGAAACGUUCGAGAACUUGAUCUUGAUUUUUCCAUCCGGAUGGAACAUUGUACUAUGCUGCCUCAGGACCUCUAUACUUGUAGAACUCUGGUGGUAUUAAAACUGAAAGCUUAUGGUGAUAUGAAUUCUGUACCUACUUUGGUUUCUCUACCAAGUCUCAGAAUUCAACAUCUUAAUUGUAUCAGAUUAGAUGAUGACUCAAUCAACAGGUUCCUCUUUGGUUGCCCCGUGCUUGAAGAGCCGAGUAUGAUUGAAUGUGUGGGUAAAAAUGUUAGUGUGAUUAACAUUGUUGCGCCUAUGCUCAAGAGCUUGUUUAUGCAUGAUUGUUUGUUUCCUUACAGAAGGCCACCUCAUGGUUUUGAGCGCAAGAUUGUGCUUGACACCCCGACACUUUUAUACCUUGAGAUAAACGAUUCUACAGAGGACGGUUGCUAUUUAGUUGUAAACUUACAUCAUCUCAUUAGAGCUGAAGUUUAUUUAUAUAAUACUUAUUUUUAUGAUGCUGAUGGUUCAGCUCUCUCUAAAGCUCUAACCGGUCUUCUCAAGGGGAUAUCCAACGUACAAUUUAUACACUUAGGUUUGUCGAGGGAGGUAUAAUUGCUUAUAUCUGAUCUCUUGGUAUAGUUAACUGCUGACCUAAUCUUCAGUGACC